Molecule: messenger RNA, 4842 nt
Organism: Rattus norvegicus (Norway rat)
Lineage: Eukaryota; Metazoa; Chordata; Mammalia; Rodentia; Muridae
Source: RefSeq, a predicted model, not a curated record
UCACCACGUCUCAGCUAACCAAAGCCUUGGGCUUCCCAUUCUUUCUGCAGGGCAGAUCCCGCCGUGAAUGCCCCAAGCACGCAACCCCUGUUUAACUUGUGGCUGGCCACGGAGAGGAGGGGCAAAUAGGGAGAGCGGAAACAGCGCGGAAGCCUGGUUCCAUCUCUCACCCCCACCCAAGCCACGUGUGCGCGCGCGAUGGGCGGGGCUAUCCUUGGCGCGACCCCGCCCUCAGUGAGACGCCGCGGCCCUGCGGGCGGGGGCUCCGGUCCGGGCUUUGGCUGCGGCCCCGGUGUAGUAGCGGGGGCGGCGGCCGGGGGCAGCGCGGCUCCUUCCCUUGUUGUGUGUGUCGGUGCCUCCUCGCCAUCUUGUUGCAAAGCCCUUUCUUGUCGGCGGGACUCCGGGGGCCGCGGGGCGGGAGGCAUCGGAAGAGAGGAAGAGGAAGAAGGAAGGAAGAAGGCAGUGCGCCUUUUUUAUUUUUUGCAUCAAAAUUUUUUUUAAUUUGCAAAUUUUUAUUUUGCAAAUAUUUUGGAGACAUUGAUUUUUCUCCCCGUGCUCCCCCGUUCUUUCCUGAGGAGUGCGCUGCUCCGCCCAGCCCUGUCGCCCCCCGGAGGUGAUCCCUCCCUCCUGCCGGCCCGCCAGCCUGACCUGUGCUUGGCUCGCGGGCCGCAGCCUUGGCCCCGGCGCGCCCCCGGCUGCUCUCGGCGCGAUGAGCAUAGAGACGCUACUGGAGGCGGCCCGCUUCCUGGAAUGGCAAGCGCAGCAACAACAGAGAGCACGUGAGGAGCAGGAGCGCCUUCGUCUGGAGCGGGAACGUGAGAGAGAGCAGGAGCAGAAGAGGGCAAGUAACCUGGCAAGGUUGGCCCAUGCCCUGCCUGUGGAGGAACCCCGAGUCGAGGCUCCACCACUACCUUUGUCUCCACCGGCACCACCGCCUGCACCACCACCACCACUUGCCACCCCUGCUCCACUGACUGUCAUUCCUAUUCCUGUAGUGACCAAUUCCCCACAGUCCCUACCCCCGCCUCCACCUCUGCCCCCCGCAGCCCAGCCUCUUCCCUUGGCACCUCGUCAGCCAGCCCUGGUCAGCACCCCUGGACUCAGCAUUAAGGAGCCAGUCCCCCUGCCCACCAGACCACAGGUGCCCACCCCUGCUCCCUUACUGCCUGAUUCGAAGACCACAGUAGCCCCCACUGGCAGUCCCAAGCCUUUGCAGCCCCUCCCUACGCCCAUCCUAACCAUUGCACCACACCCUGGAGUCCAGCCUCAGCUGGCUCCCCAGCAACCACCCCCGCCCACACUUGGAACCCUGAAGUUGGCACCAGCCGAAGAAGCCAAAUCCAGUGAACAAAAGAAGAGGCCUGGGGGGAGGGCCCAUCUGAAGGAAUGUUUUGAGACUCUGAAGCGCAACAUCCCCAACGUGGACGACAAAAAGACUUCAAAUCUGAGCGUGCUGCGGACGGCGCUGCGGUACAUCCAGUCCCUGAAGAGGAAGGAGAAGGAGUAUGAGCAUGAGAUGGAGCGGCUUGCACGGGAGAAGAUUGCCACACAGCAGCGCCUGGCAGAGCUCAAGCAUGAGCUGAGCCAGUGGAUGGAUGUGUUGGAGAUUGACCGUGUGCUCCGGCAGACGGGCCAGCCUGAGGAUGACCAGGCCUCCACCUCCACAGCCUCUGAGGGCGAGGACAACGUUGACGAGGAGAUGGAGGGAGACCGGGCAGGCCUGGGCCCACCUAAGCUGAACCAUCGUCCCCAGCCGGAGCUGCUGAAAGCCGCCCUGCCAACCCCCAGCACCGCCCCUGCGCCUCUGCCUGCCCAUCCGCACCCUCACCCCCACCCAGUGGCCCUGUCUCCUGCCCACCUCCCUGUGCAGCAGCAGCCACCACAGCAAAAGACCCCUCUGCCAGCCCCUCCUCCCCCACCUGCCACCCCAACCCAGACGCUAGUGCCAGCUCCAGCCCAUCUGGUGGCCACGGCUGGGGGCGGCUCCACAGUCAUCGCCCACACAGCCACGACCCAUGCCUCAGUCAUCCAGACUGUGAACCAUGUUCUGCAGGGGCCGGGGGGCAAGCACAUCGCCCACAUCGCCCCCUCCGCCCCCAGCCCUGCUGUGCAGCUGGCACCCGCCACACCCCCCAUCGGCCACAUCACAGUGCACCCUGCCACCCUCAACCAUGUGGCCCACCUCGGCUCCCAGCUGCCCUUGUACCCACAGCCGGUGGCCGUGAGCCAGCCCGUGGCAGUGAGCCACAUUGCCCACACCCUUUCGCACCAGCAAGUAAAUGGCACAGCAGGGCUGGGGCCCCCAGCCACUGUCAUGGCAAAGCCAGCUGUGGGGGCCCAGGUGGUGCACCACCCCCAGCUGGUGGGCCAAACAGUGCUCAACCCUGUGACGAUGGUCACCAUGCCCUCCUUUCCGGUCAGCACACUCAAGCUGGCUUGAGGAUGAGGCCAUUUAGGCCCCCAGUGGGGGCAGGGAAGGGGACCUGACUGCCUCUUUUCCCACCCACCAGCUCCACACAUUCCAGCCAGGCCCAGGCCCGCCCCACCCACAUCACCCCCAGGCCUCCUUAGGGGAAGGGGGUGCGGAGACUCUGAGCCAGGGGAAGGGAGGGACCCCAGGGAGUUGGGUGCAGGCAGGAAACCAUCCUGCUGCACUAGGACUUGGUAGACAUGAGGAUGCUAUGGUGGACAUUCCUGCCUACCCAGCCUGGUGCCGGUUCUGGUGCCAUCCACCUCCCUGCUUUGUCCCCCCCCCCAGGAAGUCUGCACUGUGGCUUACGUUCUCUGGCUUCUCCUUCCCUGGCCUGCCUUCCUGUGCUGUUGCUGCUAUUGCUCUGUCUGGUGAGGUGGCUAAGCUCCCUGGCCUCCCCUCCCCAGCCUCGGAGUCCUAUGGGACCUCUGUAUAGGAAACAGGGAGCCCCAGAAAGAUGGGAAAUGGGUAGGAGGGGCCCAGUUCUGAGCACAGGUGACAGAUCUGGAGUCAGGCUAGGACAAGUGAAUGCCUGGGCCUGGGGCACUCUGACCCACCUGUGGUCACUGAUUGGUUACAGCAGAAACUGUUCAGAAUGAGUCUCAACCAGUAAACAAAGUCCAGGCUGUUGUCAGGUUUCCCAAGCCUGCCUCUGCGCUGGGACUUCCCUAGCGCUUCCCCUGGCCCCCGGGGUUAGGUACUGCCUGAAGCUUGGGAGGCGUGGACCAGCAAUGGCUCUAGGAACUAAGCCACACUGCUGAGGUAUCAGUGAGCUGAAAUCCCAGGGCUUUUCCCAUCUCCCUUCUCAGUGGUGAUUUCGAGACCCCUUCCUGGUGGGUGCUGCAGUGUCCAUGGUGGAAAGGGCCUUUGCUGGGUGAAGACAAGGCUUAGCCUGUGUUUGGUUACGGUGAGGGUGCUGUGCUUAGGGGAUGCUGUGUUUCCUGCCUCUGCUUUUGCAGACUGCUUUGGCUUCUCUCUUUAAGUGAAUAUUUAUUACAAGUGGCCUUGUGUCAGACACUCAGUUACACGUGUGCACAUUCAGCUCCUCACUGGACACUCACCAAUGGCCUUUCAGUAUGGGGCAGGAAGCAAGUGUCCCUAAGGUGUGAAGUUUGCACUGGGGGCUUAGGCAGUCGGGAGGCCAGAGGGGAAGGCUCAGGGUCCUUCAGAUGACAUUGUGAGCGGGCACUGAGGCCAGCGAAGGUCUUGAAUACAUUCUCCCUUAAAAUAAUGACUCCUCAGGUGCCUCAGAGCUCACAGGUCCUCCUGGCCCUGGAAACCCCCCAGGGCACUUUAUUAUUAUUAUUGUCUCCCCGGGGUAGGGAAUGGUGGCUAGGCCCAGGUCUCUACUCCGGCGGCGCAGGAACCCCAGCGAGCUGGCUGCCUUCCUGUGGCCGCAGCCGGCCACCUCUACCCGCACUCUGACUCUGGGGGCCACCACUCUCUGCUCUGUGUUGUGACAAGGGGCAGAGUCUGGUGCUGGCUGGGUCAGACCACUUGUCCCAUUUACCCUUCUCUCUGUCUGAGGCCAGUUCCAGAGUUCACACCAUUGUGUUGGCCCCCAGGCCUGCACAGAUACCUCAUCAUCCACCCAGCCCUCCCUCCCCCCAGCAGGGGUUCCUCCAGAUCUAGUGCCGAAUGACUAUGUCCAGAUUGGUGGUGAUGGGUGUUGUUGCUGUUUUUGUUAUUUGUGACUGCUGUGUGCCCAAGUGGGCAGCCACCUCCCAGCCCUUUCUUGGGCAUCUCCCCUUUGAGAGCUGUUAGGACCACAUCUGUCCUCACCCUGUGGGACCGCCUGGCCCUUCCCUUCCUAUUCCUUCCAGCCUGGGACACACACACAUACACAUACACACACCUUACCUCUCAUGCGUGUUUUACCUGUGCUGUUUGGAGUGGCUCACUGCCUGGGAUCUUUACCUCGGGGAGGAAAGGGGAGAGUGGGUCCCUGGGGGCCAAAGAAGGGCAGGGGAUGCCUGGAGGGCAGUUGGGUCACCAUAGUCUCUCUCUCUAGGGACAGCUGCUUCCCCCACCCCAAUCCCAGGGUCCCACUCCCAAUCCCCAAAGAGGUGGCCCUUGUUUACAGUGAGGACUUGGUCACUGUGUCUCUGUUUCCUGAAAUAUGAAUUGUAGCGACCCCAGACUGUAGAGAUUUUUAUGUGUUUGGGUACAUCUGCUGUGUGGGAAAAAAAAAAAAACUACAAAAACCCUAAUUUUGUACAUAUUGUAUUUUUACUAUUGAACUGUACUCUAGUGGCUGUUCAUGCUCUGAGUUUAGGUAUUGAGACAUGAAUACUAUCCAUGUAAUAAGCACUUGCCUGGAAUAAAAUAUAAAACUGAAAUAAAUCUGCACUGAAACCUGAGAUGGAGUUCAA